AAUGGUAUUAAGCCCCACUUCAUCCACUCAGUGCUUAGUUAUAAACACUCGCCAAAGAUUUACGCUUAAAGGAAAACCUAUCAUUACAAACGACGUUCAAAAACUCGACAAUUUAUACUUUUCUGCUUCUUCAUAUGUGAUUAUAUGCAAAUUUCGAACAGUUGGGAACUUCAAAAACUUGUAUUUGAUUCAGCUUUCUUGUUCGAGCAGACGGUGUGAUCCUUACGCAUCAAGUAGCAAUGAAAUUCUCCAUCGUGUUUGUAUGGUAAACAAGUAAGGCAAACUUUCGACGUUAUUUUGUGAGAAACGCCGGAAAGGGGUAGCGAAUGUUCAGACGAAUCUUGUUAUAUGAAUUAACACAUGUUAACGGCACGUUUCCUCAGUCAUCUCUGGUUAUCGGUUUUAAAGGAUCCUUGCAUGAUGUAGGCCUACCAUAUUCCCAGGCGUGUUAACUGAUAGUUCGUCAGCUUGGAGUGAACUGGAGAUUUGCCACGAUGUCGCGAAGCAGUAUAUCACCCCUGGUCGAGAACGAAGCCAAGAACGAAGUUGCCAACGCGUGGACGAAUGGAACAGUGCCCCCUAUGACGCCCCAACGCAAAGAGCUUGUUGAACUACCACCCAUAAAACAAUCAAAUGGAACUCCAAUAAAUGGUACUCCACUGGUUAAGCGGCAUAUCGGAGCUCCAAAGGCCAUGGAGACCACAGUGUCUUUGGAGAUAGAAGAGAAUGAAAAAGGGAUGAGCACAUUGGACUACAGGAAAGACAUCGACAUGGAGUUCUAUCGUCUUCUUGGACCACUCAUCAAGUGCAUGUCAUUCUUCGGACUAUGGCAUGGUUAUGUUGUUGACCCAGUGCACAAUCCGCCACCAAAGACUACUUUCAAGAGGAUCUUUAACCAAAAGAACUACUGUAUCUUUGCCCAGGUGCUCCUGUGGUUUAACACUCUUAGGUACGCUCCAGCAUUCUUUGUUGGAUCCUACAUCGAUCCGAUCAAGCUUGUCCCAAAGGUCAUUUUCUCCAUCUUCACCCUGCAGUGCGCCCUCAACUCCUCCGUCUUCUUCUACUGUUUGUCCAAAAAGGACAAAGUGUCCAUCUUCUUUCACCACUUCGAGUUGGCUAUCCAGAGCAACCCUACAACGGCGGUGGAUAAGACGUGGUUGAAGCGAGCCAGUUGGGCAUGCACCGUGGUCGCCAUCAUCUUCAUGAUCGUCCACUGUCUCAACCAGGCUGCCAACGCCUAUCUCCCAAUCGAGACCUUCCGCAACAACAGCCUGGUUUUUAUCGCCCCCAUGUACUACAGCGCUCCGCUACACGCCUUCUUCGGCAUCAUCUACCUCUACAACUUUGCCGCUUGGAUCUUCCCUCUACUCUUCUUCGUCCUCAUCUGCUUCAUCCUCUCGCGCCAGUUCGUCAAACUUGAUCAACGCCUCGAGAGGUCCUUGCGCAAGGCCCGAAUCGACGGGUGCUUCCCGAAGGAUUUCGAAGUUCUCCGAAGACAGCACGAAGCGCUCGCUACAGCGUUGGACACAUCCAAUGAUGGUCUCUUUACGUAUGUGAACCUGGUGACCUAUGCGACUAUGGCCCCUCUAGCGGUGUUCUUACUGUACCGGAUCAUCACCUCACCGUCCUAUCAACUUGGUCUCUCUGGGUGGUUCUUCUACUGGACUUGGAUGAUCAAUAUCUUUAUCAAUGUCAUAAUCGUUUCAUGGAUUGCUUCUAUUACAAGUACUAAGGCCCACGACCCAAGAGAAAGACUCUUCUUGGUUAAUCUAUGGAAUAUUACCAACGAGGAAAUUAUGCAGAUGAAUGUAUUCCUGAAUAGAGUUAGCGGGGAUCCUAUGGGAUACACGAUAUUUGAUCUGGUUACCAUUACAAAACCUUUCAUAUUAACGAUUGGCGGUCUUCUCCUUACUUUCUACGCCAUCAUCUCCGAGUUCAAUGCAUGAAAAGGAGACUGGUUUUCACUUCACUUUGAGCGGUUUUGUACUUCAUUUAGAGUGGUUUCCACUUCACCUCGAGUUGUUUUCACUUCAUUUAGAGUGGAUUUCAGUUGUUUGAGCGUCGACCAUUUAUUCCUACCUGUAUAGGUCACUACAUUGACAUCAAAUUAAUCUAUUCGGAGUGAAAUUUCGCUACUUCAAUCUCUUCUAUUUGGUCCAGAGUUAAAUUGGUAAAACCGGAGGAGGUGGACGAUCGGUCCUCUGAUAUUGCACGGAAUGAAGAAGAAAAAGGAAAAAAAAAACCAGAAAAAUAUGGAGAAGAAAAGACAUACAUGAAGUUUUAAAAAGUUUAUGGAAAAGAGAUCCCAUUUCAAGUGACUUGAAUAACUUCGUAAUUGUUUAAACGAAAACUAAAUGGAAUUCGUUUAUCGGUCACCCCCCCCCCAACGAAUGACCAAGGAGGCGCCCCGUGUGUACUCUUACCCACAAACAGACGUGUUUCGUUCCACUUCCCGCCAAAAACCGAAACAAAAUUAUGAUUGCCAAACUCGUAUUUAAUGCUGCGAAAUUGAUACCAAUGACUGAUUGAGUCUAGCCGUUUGCAGAUUUUGUGAUCAAUUCUAAACCUCGGGAUCUGUAUGAGUAAAUAACUCCCCUAAAACAAUGUUCGAUGUAAGAAAAAGUUGUUGAAUUAAGUCUUAAUCGGUACUCGGACCCCAUGAAGAGCCUCGUCAUGACUGUAUAAGUCACUAAUUUUCUGGUUCUGAGUUGGUCGCGAACCUUUUUUUUUUGGGGGGGGGGGGUACAUACAACAUACCCAAGCCUGUUCCCUUAUGUUCGCCCAAUUCUUCAAAACAAUAAAAACGACAUGUUAUUUAUAAGCAGCAAAGAGAUAUUUGGCCCUACGAGCAAACAUUCCUUGCUCUCUUUUUUAAUUCGCUGUUCAUGAUGUUGCUGCUGAAUACUUUUGUCUACAUCGUUGUCAGUAUUUGCUUCACUUUUUCAAAUUAUCGCAUUUUUACUGCAAUAUAAUAUUUUAUUUCUGUAAAUACGCGUUAAUGUCGUAUAAUAUAGCAUUGGCGAGUAUGUAUUCUACAGUCACGGUAGUAUUGUAAAUUAAAGUUUAAUUAGCAUAAGAUUUUCUAGUUUUUUUAACAGAAACAAUUAAGACACAAGUGAACAACUGUUUCAAAAUAGUUUUGUUUCCUGAAUGAAUAUCAUGCAUUGCUGAGAAUAGUUGGAGCCACCUACUGCUAUGGCCUAUGUGUAUAUGUACAUUCCUUUUGCUUGCCUUAUGUCUUUCAAAUAUAACUAGAAUUUAUGAAUAUAUAUGUUGUAAGCUAGUGUGUCUAAUAUUUAUCAUUAUAGUGUUGCUUUUUAAAAGAAAUUUUAUUGACAGUAAGUAGGUAAAGUAGUUUUGAUUUGGACAUUUACCGUGUCAAACUAAUUUUUUGAGAAAAAGGGGCAUUACAUGUAGUGAAUUGAAGUGCAAGCCUAGAUGUUCGCCAUUUUGGAUAACUGACACGAAUUUACGACUCACGUGACGUACGACAGUAGUUGGGGACAAAAUAUGUGCAGGAUAUAUUUCAUUAGAAGGUGUAUUUUAUACAAUGCGAUCGGUUGCUAGGGCGAAUGCCUGGUCAUUAUACUCCGAUGAUAAUUGAAAGGGUGGAAUUAUAAAUCGUGUUUUAGAUAAAGGAAACAUUGGCCUGCGAUUGUGUAUACGAAGAUUCUCACUCAACAAUAUCUAGUAAAACAGUGUACUGAGUAGUAUUGAACAGGGGCCAGUUUCAUAAAACUUGUUGAUAAUAAUGAAUUUGAAAUAAUAGUUUAAAGCUACCGAAAUCCUUUGAUUUGAUUGGCUGAUAGUAAAUUCAUUAUUGAAAUUGUGCAUUUUUUAUUAUAACAAGUCUUCAUGAAACGGGCCCCAGGUCCUGAUCAAUAUUGAGUAGUUUUAGCACCACUCGGAGAACACUUUUAAAAACAUUAAAAUGUGUUGUUAAAUGCCCUCCAUGACAAAGAUCAACCAAAAAGUCUUUGUCGAAAAUUGGUGAAUCAAACAGCAGUUUGUCCUGGACGCCUGACAAGCGACAUACUUGCAAUGUUUCGUGAGCUCCGUAACUUAGGACGGAACUGCUGUUCUAAUGCACCAAUACUCGACAAGGACCUCUCGGCUGUUCUUUGUAAAUUUGAUAGGCAUUUUCAAUACAUUUACUGUGCUCUUGGUUUCGUCCUGCGUCGCGAUGCAGGACUCCCCAUUGAAAAUUCAACAGAAAAUGAUCAUCUAUUAUCUAUGUCGUAUAGGUUUGCUGUCAAAAUCUUUUGAUAUGAAUGUUUGGUGACAUCAUCGUGUAUUAGCUGGUGAUACGUACAAUUUCAUUUAUAUAAUCACGUGGACUGUCUUGUAAAAGUUGUUGAUAUUAAAUAUUGACAUUUUGAUAGCUUA
Molecule: messenger RNA, 4386 nt
Organism: Lytechinus pictus (painted urchin)
Lineage: Eukaryota; Metazoa; Echinodermata; Echinoidea; Temnopleuroida; Toxopneustidae
Exons: 7
Coding region: 495-1946 (483 amino acids)
Biological process (GO): sensory perception of chemical stimulus
Source: RefSeq, a predicted model, not a curated record